CCGGAGAACCGAAAACCACCGGGGUGCCCACAAGAAACGGAGGGGACGCGGAACCGUGCCGCUACAGAGAGGGGAGCGAGGGGGGGCGAGGGGGAGAGAGGCAGAGACUGCCGACGCAGAGCCAAAGAAAAGACAGUACAGCUCAAAAAGAUAGAAAAGGGCUCGCUCAUCUCCCUCGUGCUUUUAUCUGUGCGUCAUUGGAGGAAGAAAGCAGAAAACAGGCGUACUUAUUGAUAUGGAUUUAUUAAUUUAUUUAUCUAUCGAUUUGUUGCUGUAAUUAGGGAGCCGAGGAAUAGAGAGGAAGAGGGGAGGGGGCAGCGAAGGGAGGAGAGGGAGGAGCGAAAGUCAGACAGGAGGUGCCCGAUAGCCUUACUUUAUGAUUUGAUUAUUCCCAUCUUUUUCUUACCAAAUAAUAGCUUCGCGCUUUAUCGGCGCGUCGCUUUGUGUUCGUGUGUUCUUCAGCCAGCCAGCUAGCCAGCUACUAAACCAAAUAUUAUCGAGAACCAAAAAUUACAGAAGCAACUCUACCCGGAUAGUCGUUUGCCCUCCACCCCCUUCGCCCCGCCGCAGGAUUCCCCGGCUGGACGGUGCGUUCCCUUCUGAGACUUUUUAUGCCAUUGGUGGCGAGGAGAAAGCCGAAACCAAAGCAGACUCUGGCCGAGGAGGAGAGACGGAGAGCCGCCGCAGUCUUUACGCACCAACCGUGUGGACAAAAUAAAUGGAGUCCGGCCGUGUCUGCGCUACGCGUCCAAUGGAGAGCGGCUGAGUCGGGACGCACCGACUGCGCGAUGAGAACGGGUCCGGCCCGCGUCAGCCUGUGUGUGGAUAACUGCUUCACGUCGUCCACCCAAAGCGUGUAGCUGCGCCGCGUCGGUGCGUGCGUGCGUGCGUGCGUGUCGGGACUAGUUGACUCCGAGAAGAAGCAAGUUAAGCGGGAACCGUGAUCACCGCCUGGAACUCUGGAGCCGCACACAUCCGAAAACCCAAAGAGCGACACGGAGAUGUGAACACGCGCAGACACGCAGCCCAAUCCCGCGUCUCGUGCUCUCCUUUCUCCUCCAACCGGCUGUCCACACACCCGGAGAGCGCGCGCAGAACUGGUCAGAGGUCGACGGAAGCAACGACGGAUGAGACAAGUAGAAAAGUGAGCCCAGAAUAAAAGAACGCAACGAAGAGCGGCCCCCAGGUCGACAGAGGACCAUGUUUGUCCCCCUGCCGGUCCCCUUCGUCUUUCAGAGAACAGCGUCCGACUACAGCGCCUGGAGACUCAAGUCCUCGCUGGCUCCGCGGUCCAGCCCCGAUAUCAGGAUGUCCAAAGCAGCAGAGGAGGAGAAGCCUGGGGCUGAGUAUCCAGGCGACAGUUCAGACUCUAACAGGAACAGCCCCGAUGACCAGGUCCAGCCGAUGAAAACAAGCCCUUUCGACGUCUCCCCCACACGGACUAUCAGCAAGGGCAAAAGCGAGGAGAGCUGUGAGAUGAUCCACACCACCACCUCCCCUGCUCCACCUACACCUCCCUCCCAGCAACAGCUACAGCAGCAGCAGCAGCAGCAGCAGCAACAACAGCAGCAGCAGCAACAGCUACAACAGCUGCAACAGCUACAACAGCAGCAACAGCAGCAACAGCAGCAACACCACCACACGCAGCUGAUGCUGGCGGGCAGUCAGCUAGCAGGGCUUGCCGCCCUCCUCCCUGCCCAGCAGCAGCUGCUCCUCCAACAGGCUCAGGCUCAGCUGCUGGCGGCCGCUGUUCAGCAGUCCAACGCCGCCCACGCCGCCCAUGCAGCCCACGCCGCCCACGCCGCCGCCCAGCAACAGGCCAACCAACAGCAGCAGCAGCAGCAGCAGAACCAGUCACAAUCGCAGCAGCAGCAACAGCAGCAAAUCAAACAGGAACAAACUAUCCAAGUCCCGCCUCCACAACAGCUGGCCCUGUCUCAGCCAAUCCAGCUCACAGCCCAGGAUAUUCAGCAGCUGUUGCAGCUCCAGCAGCUGGUUUUGAUGCCCGGUCAUCCUCUCCAGUCACCUGCACAGUUCCUCCUGUCUCAGCCAGCUCAGCAGCAGCAGGGUUUGCUCUCGUCACAAAAUCUGAUCCAGCUACCUCAGCAAAGCCCAGGGGGACUACUGACAACCCCCCCUCGCAUGGGACUCCAAGCACAGAGGGAGAAGAGCAGCGAUGUUGGUGGAAGCGGCAGUGGCGCUUCCAUGGUUUCCACCAGCAGCAGCGGUGUCGUGACGUCUGUAGGAUCCACCUCAGCAUCCAGCAGCACCAUGGGCUCCUCACUGACGUCCGGGUUGACCCCCGGAGGUCACGGGGGUCACAUGGGCGAGGAGCCCAGCGACCUGGAGGAGCUGGAGCAGUUCGCCCGCACCUUCAAACAACGACGCAUCAAGCUGGGAUUCACCCAGGGGGACGUUGGCGUGGCGAUGGGCAAGCUGUACGGCAACGACUUCAGCCAGACCACCAUCUCCCGAUUCGAAGCUCUCAACCUGAGCUUUAAAAACAUGUGCAAGCUGAAGCCGCUGCUGGAGAAGUGGCUGAGUGACGCAGAAAACAUGGCGGUAGACAGCAUGCUGCCCAGCCCUUCUUCUCUCUCCUCCCCCAUGCUGGGCAUCGAGGGUCUGUCCGGCCGACGCAGGAAGAAACGCACCAGCAUUGAGACCAACGUGCGAGUGGCCUUAGAGCGCAACUUCCACAUGAACCAGAAGCCUACCUCGGAGGAGAUCCUGCUCAUGGCCGAGCAGCUCAACAUGGAGAAGGAGGUGAUCCGCGUUUGGUUCUGCAACCGCAGGCAGAAGGAGAAACGCAUCAACCCCUCCAGCAGCACCACGCCUCCCCUGACCAGCCAGACGUCGCCCAUCGGGACACACAAAGCCUGCUACAGCCCGCACAUGAUAUCGAGUCACGGUCUGUCCCAGGUCACCACCUGCCUCAGCACAACGGCUGCGAGCUCUUCAGCACCCUGCACCAUGACUCCCGUCAGCUCUGCCACAGUUGGCUCCUCCUCUUCUUCUGUGACUCCACCCCCUCACAGCACAGCUAGCCCCAUCCCUCCCACCACCGGGAACACAAUGAUGGGAGUAAGCACAGGGAUGAACCAGGCCCUCAUUGGCAGCCACCCCCUGGCUACCAUGCAAGCCCUGGCAGCCAGCAGCGGCCAGCCACCCAUCUCCGGGCCUGAGGGGGGAGCGGCUCACAUGCUCCUGGGCGGCCCCGGGUGUCCCACCGUCCCCCACUCCCUCCGCCCCUCCCUCUUCCUCAACCGCCCGACCCUCCUCCCCAUGGGGACUGGCUCCAUGGCGACGCCCUCGACGCCUGCAAUGGGACUGGUCAGCGGUGUCGGCGGGUGCCGCCCCCGGCUCUCCUUUUGCCAAUCUCCGCCCCCUGGAGCCGGCGACCUCAUGAGCCCGACAUCGUGCCACGAGGAGUCCGCUUCCCCUUGUUCAAGUCCCGCUUCUUUCUGUUCCUUCAGCGAAGCCUCGCCACCGCCCCUGGGAGGGGCCAUGGCAGAGUGAUGUUCGACUGACAGCCAAAGUAUCCUAUCGGCACAGGACGAGGAGGAGGAGGAGGAAGAAGAGGAAGAAGAAACGGAGCUUUAGCAAAAUCUUAAAUUUACAACCUCGCCUAUAACCAAAGCCAUCUCUCUGUCUGAUCCAUCUCCGAUAGCGCUUCUCUCUUUCUCUGUGUACCUGCUGAAGUCUUCUAAAGCCAAAAAUAUACACAGACGGAUGACGGGAGGAAGCAGAGAGAGAGAGGGAGGAUGGAGAGGAUAGAGAGAACUGAAGAGCGGAGGGGACGGGGAUUUUAAACCAAAUAAUGAUCUACAGCUGGCGAACUGGCGCUGAGGAGUGUCUUUUUUGUGCUUGGCAUCGGGAAGAGAAGAGCCCGCUGAGGGAUGAGAAGCCAGACUGUGUGUGAGAAGCGGGAGGUAACCAAAUUAAAAAACAAAAGGAACAAAAGAUGCUCAAAGGGAAAAACAAAGAUUAAAACCAAAAUCUCCAAAUACCAAAAAACUGAUAACCAAAAAAGACAACAAACGAGAAAAAACAAGCAAACGGAGAGAAAAGCUUUAGUUGACAUCCUGAUCCGUCCGGGUUCAGUUCAUUUCACCUUCACGCCAACCAUUAAGCAUCAAACUCAGGAUUUCCUUUAGUCUCAUUUUCCGGUUUUAUAAAACAUUGAUCAUUUUGUAUUCAUCACUCUUCGUGGUAUUCCUUGCCGAAGUGUUUAAGCGGUCCCACAUGCAGGAUAUCUACCUCUCUCUCUCUUUACAGCUUUACACUGAUGAACGUACCAUUAGAACAGACUGGGUUUGUCUUCAAAAAGCUGGUAUUCAUUCAAUCCCACCACGUGGUGGAAGACACCCCACUGGCACGUCAACAGGAUGAAACCUACAUGAUAUAUUGUUUUGUUUCUUUAAAAUAGUCACAAUAUUUUUUGAAAAUGAUUUUAUACUCAUUUAAAAAGAAGAUUCCGUCCCAUUCUUCAUCGCCAUCGUCAUCAUCCAUGUUCUCAUUGUUGUCCUUAGCGUCUGCUCCACUAGGAGGACACCAGGGGGUUGUUUGUUCUCCUUUAUUUAUUAUCCGCCCCACACGCGCUCGGGCCAUCUCCAAGUCAUCCUCCAGACCGCUCCUCUACCACCAGACAGUCACUCUUGGAUACCAAAGCAUCGCCUCUGACAGCAUUGUCUCUUGAUUCGCCCGGGAGACGAGUGUCCAGACACUCAGCAGAGUCACACACACACACACACACACACACACACACACACACACACACACACACACACACAACAGCAUAAGAAGAGUCCAAACCAAAAAAAAAAAAGAACAAAAGAAAGAGGUGAGGCAGCGGCGUUUUCCUUACUGCCCCUAAACCCCCCCCCCUCCCAUCGGCCCCUCUGCUUUGUCUCCAGAGGUCCGAUCAAAGGGCCCCAAGGAAAGAGGAGACGAGGAGGGAGAAGAAGCAGGGGAGCAAAAUGGUAAGACUGCAGGGGCAAAGGAAGAAGGAGAAGAAGAAGUAGAGGAGCAGGAGGUGCGCUCAAAGCAGCGGACCAAAAAACCAAAAAGUAAACCAAAAACCAAAAGCUACUACUACUGCUACUUAUUAUGUGUAAGUGAACUGUAAACGAAACCAAAUACAAACACCGAGGGGGGGGCGGGGGGGUUAAGGGCCUGUCUGUCUGUUUGUCUUUAGCUGUGAUUGACGUUGUUGUAUCAACAGACAGAAAGGGUUCCCUCCCUCCCUCUUUCCCUCUUUCCUUUUACCUGGACGGAUACGAAUACUGAAUGGAACAACCUCAACAGACUGACUUUGAAUAUAUAUAUAUAUAUAUUUUUGUUUUUUGUUUUUUUGCUUUCCAUAGUGUGUCCGUUAAUGCUGUAUGGAUUUGUC
This is a messenger RNA of Pungitius pungitius (ninespine stickleback), 5392 nucleotides long. Its product is annotated as POU domain, class 2, transcription factor 1-like. Gene Ontology annotation, cellular component: nucleus. NCBI's taxonomy places the organism in Eukaryota, Metazoa, Chordata, Actinopteri, Perciformes, Gasterosteidae. The transcript is spliced from 16 exons. Gene Ontology annotation, biological process: regulation of transcription by RNA polymerase II. Gene Ontology annotation, molecular function: DNA-binding transcription factor activity, RNA polymerase II-specific; RNA polymerase II cis-regulatory region sequence-specific DNA binding. The record is from RefSeq and is a predicted model, not a curated record. The coding region runs from base 1201 to 3516 and encodes 771 amino acids.